Molecule: messenger RNA, 3251 nt
Organism: Lycium ferocissimum
Lineage: Eukaryota; Viridiplantae; Streptophyta; Magnoliopsida; Solanales; Solanaceae
Product: putative pentatricopeptide repeat-containing protein At1g12700, mitochondrial
Exons: 2
Coding region: 76-1878 (600 amino acids)
Molecular function (GO): protein binding
Source: RefSeq, a predicted model, not a curated record
ACCGUGUGCCAAACGCCCCUAAAAUUUGAAGCGAGGAAAACCCCAACUCCCACCUCGGCUUCUUGUUCUAACACUAUGGUUCCAAGAACUUCCAAUCAUCUAGCUCGUUAUGCAACUAGUGCUCAAAGUGGUAAGCUUUUUUCAUCUAAUAUAUUCAUUGCUCCAACCCCAAAUAAUAAUUCCCUUGACAAGUUCCUCAAAUAUGACUGUAAAUCAAGAAACAUCAACAUUAAGGAUGCACUUAAUCACUUUAAUAACAUGCUUCAUAUGCAACCUCCACCACCCACUUCAUCAUUUAACCUCUUGUUAGGUGCACUUGCCAAAACCAAGAACUAUAAAGAUGUUCUCUUAUUGUAUAAUAAGAUGGUUGAUGAUAAUUAUUCAACUGAUUUUAUUACACUUAACAUUUUGCUUAACAGUUUUUGUAGUAUGAAAGAAGUGGGGUUUGGGUUUGGUGUGUUAGGUGGUAUUAUUAAGAGGGGUUAUAGUCCAAAUGUGGUAACUUUUACGUCAUUGAUUAAAGGGUUUUUUGUUGAAAAUAAGAUUAAUGAGGCGGUGGGGUUGUUCAAGAAAAUGGUUGAAUUGGGAUAUAAGCCUCAUGUUAAGACUUGGGGUACAUUGAUUAAUGGUUUAUGUAGGAGUGGGAAUGCUGAGAGGGCGUUGAUUUUGCAUCAAGAAAUGUCGAAAGGGAAUGUUCUUUUUGGUGUUCAAUUUAGGCCGAAUGUUGUUUCGUAUAGCAUGAUAAUUGAUGGUCUUUGUAAGGAAGGUUUGGUAGAUAAGGCGGUUAAGGUGUUUUUGGAGAUGAAGGAGAAAAGAAUCUACCCGGAUGUGGUGGUAUACGGCUCUUUGGUUCAUGGUUUGUCUGUUGCUGGUGAGUGGGAGGAAGCGAAGGCUUUUUUUAAUGAAAUGGUAGAUCAAGGUAUUCGUCCUAAUGUUGUGACCUUCAAUGUUUUGAUGAGUGCCCUUUGUAAGGAAGGGAAAAUCGAAGAAGCAAGUAAGUUGUUGGACUUGAUGGUUCAAAGGGGUGAAAAACCUGAUUCUUUUACAUAUAACACAUUGAUGGAUGGAUUUUGCUUAGAGGGGAAAGUUGAUAAUGCAAGGCAAUUGUUUGUUUCAAUGGCAGCUAAGGGCGAGGAACGUGAUGUAAUAAGUUACAAUAUCUUAAUUAAUGGAUAUUGCAAGUGCGGAAGAGUAGAUGAGGGUUGGAGGCUUUACAAAGAGAUGCUUCAGAAAGAUUAUAAGCCAACAGUAAUUACGUUUAACACUUUGUUAACUGCCCUUUUUCAAGGAGGGAGAGUUGAGGAUGGGCGAGAACUAUUUGUUGAGAUGCAAAGGUGUGGUGUUGCACCAGAUUCUUCAACUUACAAUAUAUUGUUAGAUGGAUUUUGCAAGAAUAAUUGCCUCACAGAAGCACUGGAGUUGUUCCAGCUUCUAGAAAGGAAAGGACAUGAACUCACUAUUGAAAUCUUUAACUGUGUGAUUGAUGGGUUGUGUAAAGGAGGAAAACUUGAAGAUGCUACCAAGUUGUUUGAGAGUUUGUCCCGGAAAGGCUUGGUGCCAACUGUUGUUACAUAUUCUAUCAUGAUUCAUGGUUUCUGUAAAAAUGGUCAAUUGGAAAAGGCAAAUAAUUUGUUCUUGGAGAUGGAAAGGAAGGGAUGUUUUCCGAAUGUUAUCACAUUUAAUACGCUUAUGCGGGGUUUCUGUGAUAACAAUGAUGCGCCACGGGUAGUAGACCUUCUUCAGAAAAUGGCAGAGAAACAUAUUUCACCAGAUUUAUCAACAAUAUCUCUCGUUGUAGAUUUACUAUCGAAGGAUGAAAAAUAUCAUGAAUAUCUGAACUUGAUUCCAACAUUUCCAAACCAGUCUGACGAAAAGUGAGUUUUUGGAUGCGGUUCAUCAUAUGGGAUGAACUUUGACUGAACUGUGCAUGUGGGUAAUCUCUCUUUAUGAGAACUAUAUCAAAGUGUGUUCAGACGAUGAUGAGUAUAUCUGGUCUCAAUGAGUAGGGGAAUGCAAUUCAAGUGCAAACCAGCAAGUUGAAUCUGUUGUAGCAUUCAUGUUUAUGAAUUUUUCACUCCCUUGAUUCCCCUACUUGGAUUAGAAGCCAGAAUUGUUGAGUUCAGCAAUUAUUGACCAAGGUCUCAUCAAUCACUUGUUGCUGCUUCGAAAUAGCAGAUCUGGCCAGAAAUACAAGUAUUGGAUAAGCAUGGAUAGAUGCUACCUGGUGUUGUUAGAUCACACUGUGGGGUUAAUUGAGUGCUAAUCAUCAAUCAGUUGGGUGCAAACCUUGGAAAUCAGGAUGAAACAAAAAACACUAGAUGAUUUUUUCUCAUCUACGUAAGCUUUGGUGGUCUUUACCGGGUACUUGGUGGACAAAGUUACCUAAUAGUACUUGUAUUGGUGGAAGGUAGCUGAUAAUCGAUGGAAUAGUGGAGUGAGCUAAGACUGCACACCACUGUUAUCACAGAGGGAAAAAAAGAGUAACAUAUCCUGUUUGUAGCCUACCUGUUACUAGACUUCAGGUAUUGAAUAUUCUUACAAAUUACAAGUACUAAAAUAUUUAGAUCUAAAUUUCUUCAUUUUGUUUGCAGGACUGCUUUCAAUUCAUUGGUGUUCAACUCUCCCUUCUCUAUCAGAUGCUGCUAGAAGCCUGCAAAAAUUCUGUCAAUUCUGGAAGGGCACAUUUGACAAGAAUUAUUCCGCCUUCUCCUCUGUCAAGCCCGAGAAGAAACUGCUGAGCAGCUACUUGGGGCAUCUUUCACUUAACUAAAAAUAUUGUUUCCCUACUUUCAAACAACUGACAUGAUCAUAAUAAAAAGUAGCAGUGCUGGGCAGAUUAGUUCUCAUCAAGGGAUGGACUUAGAAUAAAACUUUGUCCUCCAUAAUAUGGGUCUCUUUGAGCAGGCAGGGUGAAAUUCUGCAACAAGGCUGUUACUGUAUUGAAAUACAGGAGAAAAAGAUGGUGAUAGUGACAACGCCACAUUAUCAUAGAGGCAUUGUUAAUUUUAAUUGUUUGCCUGGGUAGAACACCUAUUGAUAAUGGGCUGUUUGCAUUGCAAACUCGGUGGCACAUCUGUACUCUCGGACAAUUGCCUUAAUAUUUUACUAGUUUGUAGCCGUGAUUGGCUAUGUAUGGAGGAAAACUAGCUCUCGUAAGGCCUACUGGUUUGUUGAGCAUAUAUUUGCUGAAUUUAAUGUGCUGAAGAAGCUGUCUUUUGAGGAAUAUGCAUCCUGUUGAGUCCCUUUGCCGC